AUGAGUGCAAGUUUAAAUGGUGGUGAUCCACGUACUUAUAAAAAAAUUGAAGAUAAUAAUGAUACAAGUACUAAUUAUCAAAGUCAAUUAAAUACAAAUAUCUCAUCAUUAAAUAAUACAAGUGCAAUGAAUAGUGUUUCUUUUACCAGUACUACUACUACUAAUAUACAACAAACAAAUGUAUCUGAAUCAGCGAAUAAUCAUGAUGAUGCAUCCUGA
This is a messenger RNA of Adineta steineri, 219 nucleotides long. NCBI's taxonomy places the organism in Eukaryota, Metazoa, Rotifera, Eurotatoria, Adinetida, Adinetidae. The record is from the annotation of a GenBank genome assembly.